AUGAAGAGACAAGAUCUUAGUACUACUAAUUAUUUCAGUGACUUCGUUCAGAAUAUUGCUGGUUAUUUUUGUCCUAAUUCAAGACCAACUCAAGGAAUUCAUCGCAUGGCAACUCUUCCACUUUCAUCUUCGUUGUCACAAGGAAUUUCUAGCAUUCCUAAACAAGAAACAUCGUUGUUAUUUGGUAUUGCUUUUGACCGUAGGUUGGAAAAAUUAAAAGAACAAUAUGCUGAACAACCUGUUGCACAAACCCAAAACAGUGAUAGUACAUUAAAAAGACAAGACGCUGGAAAUCUUUUAAGAGAAAAACCAGAAGAACAAUUUGAACGUCCAAAAGAAGUUACUAAACGAAAAGUAGAAGAAGUUAUAACAAAAACAGAAGAUAAAACAACAAAGAAGGUUGUUGAACGUAAGCCUGAUACUGACUCUGCAAGAAUUAGACAAACAAUUGCUAAGUUACGUGAAAUAAAUUUUGAAGAUAUUGUUCAAUGUUUAAAUGAUAGAAAAGAACGUUUAAUGAAUAAGGAUAGUGUUAAAGGAUUUAGUCAUCUUAAUUCAAAUACAAAUGACGAAAAAGUUCUUAAAGCAAGUAUUAGUUCAUUAUUGUUGAGUUCUUCUUCUGAGGAAGAAGAAUUAGUUCCAUUAGGAAAGAAAGAUAAAAAAGAAAAACAAGAAGAACAGAACGAAGAAAGAAAAAAAUUUAAAAGGUCAUCACUUAAAAGAACUGUUAAAGUAUCUUCUCCGAAAAAGAAAGUAGUAGAUUUAAAUAAUUCUUUAAGAUCUGUUAAUGAUAAAAGUCAAGGUAUUUUAUCUUUUGAUAUUAAAGACUCAAAUAAAAGCAUCAACGAACAACCACUUCAUUUAGAUUCAAGUACUAAAAAUUCUUCUCUUUCAUUUACUUUACCAUUAGACUCUAGUUUGUCUCAAAAGAAAACAGACCAAACAAAUCAAUUAAGUCUUAACUUUAAGACAGACAAACCAUCUAAUACUACAGAAGAAUCCAAAAGCCCUUCUUUUGAUAUAAAACCAAGUUCUUCAUUUUCAUUAUUUGGUGGUGCUAUUAAUGAUACUAAAAAGAGUGAUACUCAGCCAACAUUAGGUACAACCCUCUCAACUGAGAAAAAAAUAGAAACCAAUUUUUCUGGUUUAACAGAAAAGCCAUUAAGUUCACCUUUCUCUCUCAAUGGAUUUUCAUUUGGUAAUACUUCAACAGAGAAGCAACAAGACACAUUUACUGGUAAUGCUUUAUUAACUGAUAAACCAAAAAGUACAGAAUCAAAUACGGAAAAUCAAACUAUAAGUAUAGAUAAAACUCCAAGUACAACUACUGAACAACCAAGUACUAAUAUGUUUUCAAAUAUUGGUUUUUCAUUUAGUAUAUCAGACGAUAAACAAAAUUCUAACACUAAUGCCAUCAUCAAUGAAAAUAAUGAUAAACAAAAAACAACACAAAAUAAUUCUUUUGAAACAACAUCCAGUACUACAGAUAAAUCAGGAAGUAAUGUCUUUUCUAUUAAAGAAUUAUCAUUUGGAACUUCUAAUGAAAAAAGUACAACAAAUUUAUCAACACAACCAACAACUACAAAUACUGAUAAAUUAUCAAAUAAUCCAUUUUCUCUUGGUGAAUUUUCAUUUGGUUUAUCAAAUGAAAAACCUAAAUCUAAUUCAACACAAGACUCUUCAACAGAAAAAUUAAAAGAAUCAAAUACAAAUGUAGAGACACCAUUAGCUAAUCCAUUCUCUCUUAAUGGAUUUUCAUUUGGUACUUCAACUGACAAACAAAAAGAUACAUUAAUUAGUAACACUCCAUUAACUGAUCAAUCAAAAACUAUUACAUCAACUACUUCAGUGCCAAGUUCUGAUAAACCAAUAAAUACAAGUAAUGAUCAAUCAAAACCUAUUACAGUAAAUUCAGAUAAUAAUAAAACAGAUAAUUUUACAACUGCUCCAACUCUUGAACAACCAAAAACUAGUACCUCAACAACAAAAACAGAUUCUGAACAAUCAAAAACUAAUACCUUUGCUAAUACAGGAUUUUCAUUUAAUACUUCAAAUGAUAAAGCAAGCGUUGACCCAUUUGCAGCAUUCACUUCAUCAACUACAACAACUAACCAAUUAGGAAAUUCUUCAUUUGGUUUUGGUGUAAUUAAUGACAAUAAAUUACAAGAUAAAUCAUCAACAAACAAUAAUAAUUCAAUUGGUUCAACAGAAAAUUCUGCAAAGGAUUCUAACACAACAGUAGUACAAACAUCUAAGUUAUUUUCAGGACAAGAACAAAAUUCAGGUUUGAACGUUCCAAAUAGUCCAGGUUUAGAGUCUCAAAAACAAACUACAACAUCUGGAUUUGUUUUUGGGAAUUUUGGGUCAUCCAAUGUGAAUCCUUCAAAUGAAAAAAGUACUCCUUCUUUUGGUCAAGGUAGUUCAAGUAUAGCUGGAUUUUCAAAUACUCAAACAACACCUUCUUCAACGGCUCAAGGACCAUUAACUAAUCUCACUUUAGGAACUAAUCAAACAAACAAUACAAAUUUGGGAUUUUCAAACUUUUUUAACUCUAAUAAACCAACAGAAGGUAUGAAUGGUCAAUUACAAAAUACGUCUCAAAACAACACAAAUCCAUUUGGAAAUACAAACUUUGGAAAUCAAACAAUUAACUUUUCUGGAGGACAACAAAAUCAAAUAGGAUUUGGUCAAAUUGGUGGUUCAAAUUUAUCAGUCCAGGGAAAUACGUCCAAUGGGAAUCCCUUUAGUUCAUUUUCAAAUAGCCUUAGUCAAUUUGGAAAUACUAUUAAUUCGACUAGCAGUGCAUUUAAUGUGGAUGAUGUUAGUGGGUCUAAAAGCUUUUCAAAGAAGAGAUAA
Molecule: messenger RNA, 2856 nt
Organism: Entamoeba nuttalli P19
Lineage: Eukaryota; Evosea; Mastigamoebida; Endamoebidae
Product: serine-threonine rich protein
Exons: 1
Coding region: 1-2856 (951 amino acids)
Source: RefSeq, a predicted model, not a curated record